AUGGCAGUUUUUCUAAAAAAUACUGAAUCAUACAGUCCUGCCAAAGCAAUAAAAAUAAUAAGAAAUGAAAUGGCAGAAGACCACACUGUGUACAUCAUAGAAAUUAAUUUAGGACCAUUUAAAUGGAAUGUCUGUAAAAGAUAUAAUGAAUUUUAUGAAUUAAAUGAAAAGCUUUUAGGCCAAAUACCAUCUUUGGAUAGAGAUUUAUUACCUAAGAAGAAAAUAUUUGGUAACAAUUCUGAAUCGUUUGUCAAAAAACGACAGCAUCAAUUGGAAAUCUACCUGCAAAGUUUAUUCAGAAGUUUUGAAACAUUACCUGCUGUUUUGCUUAAAUUUUUAGAGUUUCAUAAAUAUGAAAUUCAUGGCAUAGUUGAGGUUUUGUCUGAAGAUUUUUAUGAAAAAGGGGAUCAAAUGUUGUCAUCAAAUAAUUUUUCCACACUGACAACGUUGCAGUUGAAUGCAUUGUGCACCAGGCUGCAACUACCUGAGCCAACAUGCGGUUCUUAUAAUAUGAAGAGAGACUUGGGUCAUUUGUUGGAUUUUGUGACAAGAGUCAAAUUUCUGCAGGUUGUGUUAGGACACUCCCUCCCAUUCGGCACGAGCAACAUUAUCCCAAAUGAAUUAAGCUACCACUUCCAACACUUCAAAUCACUCGAAUCUUUGAAGUUUUCCAACUGUAGAAUGGAGCGUGUGAAAAUUGAGGACAACGUGAAGAAACAUCUGAAGCAGUUAUAUGUUUGCAAAACUCUUUCAGCCCUAAAAGAGAUCCUGAUGAGCGGCGUGCACUGGACGGAGGACUGCAGCGAAAUGCCCACUCAAUUGCUCGAUGCAUGUUCCUGGCCGAACGUCACGCUCGCCAAUUUCAACGACAACAAAAUCGAAUGCAUUGACGACUCAAUAAAAUUGUUGCCUCAUCUUGAACAACUAUCCCUCGUCCGUAACAAACUCCAAGAAAUUGAGCAUCUCUAUCACCUGUCGUUCCUUCGGUCGAUAGAUCUUUCAUCAAACUACAUAUCCAAUCUCGAAUCUUUGCACAUCAAGUUAGGAAACGUCACCUGCUUGAAUCUAUCCAGAAAUCGCAUAUCCACGCUCUCAGGUUUUCAGAAAAUGUAUUCCUUGCAGAAAUUGAACCUAAGCUACAACAGUUUGCUGCAAAAGGAAGAGAUCUACCACCUCCGCCAGCUGCCCAACUUGGAAUAUCUCGACACCCGCAAAAAUCCCAUGGCGAAAAGUGAAGGCUAUCGCGUUGAUGUCUACGAGAUGUUUGGAGAAAGGGCGCAAGAUGUAUUUUUAUUUUUCUAUUUUUUAGUUUUCAGUUUUUACUUAUUAAUCGUUGCAAUUUUCAGAUAA
Helobdella robusta is the source of this 1350-nucleotide messenger RNA. RefSeq lists its product as hypothetical. NCBI's taxonomy places the organism in Eukaryota, Metazoa, Annelida, Clitellata, Rhynchobdellida, Glossiphoniidae. The transcript has 11 exons. The coding region runs from base 1 to 1350 and encodes 449 amino acids. Gene Ontology annotation, molecular function: protein kinase binding; phosphatidylinositol binding. The record is from RefSeq and is a predicted model, not a curated record. Gene Ontology annotation, cellular component: cytoplasm.